Danio rerio (zebrafish) is the source of this 1300-nucleotide messenger RNA. RefSeq names its product EF-hand domain family, member D1 (gene efhd1). Gene Ontology annotation, molecular function: calcium ion binding. The record is from RefSeq and is marked validated. Lineage: Eukaryota; Metazoa; Chordata; Actinopteri; Cypriniformes; Danionidae.
AACAGCUGAUCCCGAGCAGAGCAUCAUCACAGUCCGCAAUGUCAUCCGAAGAGCUCGCACGGAAGCUGCAGCGCAGGCUGGACGCCGACACCAAUCCCGGUACACAGGACGAGGAGACGCCGGUGAAACCCGCCACUACCAUGAGCGACGACACAACCUCUGAACUGACGGAGAAACUCAACCGCAGACUGGACAUCCACGACGGCACCGCGAAACCCAAGCAGAUGAAGGUGUUCAACCCAUACACCGAGUUUAAAGAGUUCUCACGCAAACAGAUCAAAGACAUGGAGACAAUGUUUAAAAGAUUUGACUCUGGUAAAGACGGUUUCAUUGACCUGAUGGAGCUGAAGCUGAUGAUGGAGAAGCUCGGAGCUCCACAGACUCACCUUGGCCUGAAAAACAUGAUCAAGGAGGUGGAUGAAGAUUACGAUGGCAAACUCAGCUACAGAGAGUUUCUGCUGAUUUUCCGGCGGGCCGCAGCCGGUGAGCUGCAGGAGGAGAGUGGACUCAUGGCUCUGGCUCGGCUGUCAGAGAUCGACGUGUCCACUGAAGGAGUUCUGGGAGCCAGAGACUUCUUUGAGGCCAAGGCUCAGGCUCUUUCAGUGCGCAGUAAGUUCGAGGCUGAACUCCGAGAGGAACAAGAAGAGAGGAAAAGACUGGAACUGGAGCGCAAACAACGGCGAGCUGCAUUUAAAGAGCUGCAGUCCACAUUCUGUUCAUAAAGAGCUUUAUAAUUCAACAGAUACACACCUUUUACACACGCACACAGCGCUCCUAUAAUGUUCCUCACACCUUCUAUUGUAAUGAAACCGACAGCGUUAUUUGCCGCUUACAGCUGUCCUGAAAUAUGCAUGAUGAGGAAUUUGUUUCACGGCUGUGGAAAAGAAAAGGAGGAGCGAGUGUAAUUUCAGGAGACUUGUAAAAGUAGGCCUUAAACUCUAAUAGACUAGAUUACGCUUCUGUUUUAAUCAUCUAAGCAACUAUAGGCUAUAUUUUUAGAAACAAAAGAGGUUUAUUGUAAAGUCAUUCUGUGCUAAUCAUCAUUGUAAUCACAUGCAGAGUUGGUGGACUAAAUAUGACCAAUCGACAAGAUUUGAAUCGAGAAGAAUUUUUAUUUUUUAUAGAUUUUAAACACGUUUGCUUUUGUUAACAUUUUUGUUUUUUUUACAUUUUUGUCACUUAAAAAUAUGUUUGUUCAGUUUUGAUUAAUUGUAUUUGAUCUGAUGUUCAUAAAAUCUACCUGUAACUUGUUUUGCCAUUUGCAAUAAGUUCAUUAAAUCACAGUAUUUUUCAAAAUAUA